Effrenium voratum is the source of this 1079-nucleotide messenger RNA. The record is from the annotation of a GenBank genome assembly. NCBI's taxonomy places the organism in Eukaryota, Dinophyceae, Suessiales, Symbiodiniaceae.
GUGAGAGGGACUUGAGAUGCCAUGGUGCGAGUGGCAGUGGUGGCUUUGAGCGGCGCCGUGCUCCUGGAGGAAGAUCUCCCUGGUGACUGCUCUGUGGGUGAGCUCAAGGCCAAGCUGCAGCCCAGAUGCGGAGUUGUUGCGAACGAGCAGCAGCUGGCCCGCGGCUCCGACAUCUUGGACGAUGGAUCGUUUCUUGGAGAUCUGGCGGAGGAGGCCCUUUGCCUCACCUUUGUGCGCUCGCUGACUCGCAUGGUGCUCAGCGGAGGACGCGAUCGCAAGCUCUCUUUGUGGGACCUCAAUCGCAGUGAGGCAGACUGCGAUUUUGAGGGCCACGCGCAGGCUGUGCGCUGCCUUGAAGUGGACUGGCAAUCUCAGCGCGCCUUGAGCGGCAGCGUUGAUGCAUCGCUGCGGCUGUGGGAUUUGGCGCGAGGAGGCCACCUGCAAUUGUGCGGACAUGAUGAUUCAGUGGAGUGCCUGUCCGUGUGCUGGGAUACCAACUUUGCCCUCAGUGCCAGCUUGGACCGUAGCCUCAGGAUGUGGAACGUUCUGAGCGGGGAGGUGACGACAGAGCUGCUGGACCUUCCUAGUCACGCCCUUUGCCUGGAAAUGGACUGGGUUGAGCACCAGGCGCUUUGUGCUUGCGCUGACGGCUCGCUGCUUCUUUGGGGGAUUCCAGGGGUGCAGCGCGCAGAGAAGCAGCAUCUAGCGCGACGACUAGUGGCGAACUGGCCGGACAUGCAGGCGAUCAUGGGAUGUGUGGAUGGCCGAGUGAUGAUUUGGGACCUUCGCCUGUUGCAGGUACUGAAGACUCUUGCUGAAGAACAUCCGCAGAUCAUUUGCAUGUCAGCAGUGCCGAACCUUUCAGAGCUGGCCAUUGGCGCGGCCGACGGCAGGCUCUACCUUUGGAGUUGCCGCGGCGGCGCCACUGCGCCGUCAAAGAUCAUGGAUGCGCAUAGCUCCCCUGUCCGGGUGCUCGACGUGGACUGGUCUGGCCGUAGCGCGCUCACAUCCGGCGAGGAUGGAGUCCUCAAGUUCUGGAACCUCACGAUGGGGCAGUGUUUGCGGGCGCCCUGGCAGAG